Messenger RNA from Onychomys torridus (southern grasshopper mouse), 2024 nucleotides. RefSeq names its product bifunctional apoptosis regulator (gene Bfar). Gene Ontology annotation, cellular component: nucleus. Bases 315 to 1667 code for a protein of 450 amino acids. NCBI's taxonomy places the organism in Eukaryota, Metazoa, Chordata, Mammalia, Rodentia, Cricetidae. The transcript has 9 exons. Gene Ontology annotation, molecular function: protein binding; ubiquitin protein ligase activity. Gene Ontology annotation, biological process: proteasome-mediated ubiquitin-dependent protein catabolic process. The record is from RefSeq and is a predicted model, not a curated record.
GCCUGGCUGCACUUGUGUCUUUAAAGGAAUUGUGCCGAAUGGAGUCAAAGACUGGCAGCAGAAACAGUGAGCACCAGCAAGGCCAUGGGAGGCUGGCAGCACUACAGAAGCCGCAUGCACUGAUUGUGUGACUGCACUGUGCAUUUGCACCAUCAUGGUAUCUUGAAUUCUGUAUUUAGCUGAGGAAGAUCCUGAACUGUUGAUCCUUCUGCCUCCACUUCUCAAGUGCUAAGAUUAUAGAUUUUAUGAUGCAUUAUAGCAGUGUCCUGAUUCUGAAAGUUUCUAUGUGUAUGGAUCCCAUAAUUUACUGAGAGAUGGAGGAGCCUCAGAAAAAUGACCUGAACAUGACAGGGCUGGAGGAAGAUAGUCCCAUCAAAAGCACCGGCCCUCAGAUUUCUGUUAGUGAAUUUUCCUGCCAUUGCUGUUACGACACCCUGGUUAACCCCACCACCUUGAACUGUGGCCAUAGCUUCUGCCGACACUGCCUAGCUUUAUGGUGGAUGUCUUCAAAGAAGACAGAGUGUCCAGAAUGCAGAGAAAAAUGGGAAGGUUUCCCCAAAGUCAACAUUCUCCUCAGGGAUGCUAUUGAAAAGUUAUUUCCUGAUGCCAUUAGAAUGCGAAUUGAAGACAUUCAACAGAAUAAUGACAUAGUCCAAAGUCUUGCAGCCUUUCAAAAAUAUGGGAAUGAUCAAAGCCCCUUAACUCCCAGCACAGGGCGAGUGAAUCAGCAGAGAGGAGGGGGAUUCUUCUCCGGCGUGCUCACAACUUUAACUGGUGUAGCAGUCAUCCUGCUUGUGUAUCACUGGCGCAGCAGAGAUUCUGAGCAUGGCCUCCUGGUGCACAAGGCUGUGGUCAAAUGGACAGCAGAAGAAGUUGUCCUCUGGUUAGAACAGCUGGGCCCUUGGGCUUCUCUGUACAGAGAAAGGUUCUUAUCUGAAAGAGUAAAUGGAAGGUUGCUUUUAACUUUGACAGAGGAAGAAUUUUCCAGGGCACCAUACACCAUAGAAAACAGUAGCCACCGAAGAGUCAUCCUCAUGGAGCUGGAGAGGGUGAGAACUCUGGGUGUGAAGCCACCCCAGAAUCUCUGGGAGUACAAGGCUGUCAACCCAGGCAGGUCCUUGUUCUUGUUGUACGCCCUCAAGAGCUCCCCACGGCUUGGCUUGCUGUACCUGUACCUGUUUGACUACACAGAUUCCUUCCUACCCUUCAUCCAUACCAUCUGCCCUCUGCAGGAAGACAGCUCUGGGGAGGACAUCCUUACCAAGCUUCUGGACCUGAGGGAGCCCACAUGGAAGCAGUGGAGAGAAUUCCUUGUCAAGUACUCCUUUCUCCCGUACCAGCUAAUUGCAGAGUUUGCCUGGGACUGGCUAGAGGUCCACUACUGGACAUCACGCUUCCUUAUCGUCAAUGCCAUGCUGCUCUCUGUUCUGGAGUUGUUCUCUUUUUGGAAGAUCUGGUCGAGAAGUGAGCUGAAGACAGUGCCCCAGAGGAUGUGGAGCCAUUUUUGGAAAGUGUCUACACAGGGACUAUUUGUGGCCAUGUUUUGGCCACUUAUUCCCCAGUUUGUCUGCAACUGUUUGUUUUACUGGGCUCUCUACUUCAACCCAAUUAUUAACAUUGAUCUGGUGGUCAAGGAGGUCCGGCGUCUGGAAACCCAAGUGUUAUAACCAGCAGCAAAGCCCAGGAGAGCCCAUGAGUCUCCCUGACAUCAAAGCUGUGAAUUCAGAGGGGCAAGGAGCUCAUUUCUACCCCUGGUAAAGCAAGGUGCUGCUUCUGUGUCAAGGCUUCAACCAGGUCCCCUCCUCUUCUGUUUCUUGGACCUUGGCAUCUGACUGCUACCCAGCUCAGGUGGGACUCUUUGACUAAUACUCAGCCACUCUUCUUAAUGUAGACUUCGGAGGCUCAGGAUAUUGUGAACAACUGGAUGGAAGGUCGUGGACACAAUUCAGAAGACCUCCAUAGGCUCCAGCCUGUGGUAGUACACGCCUUUAAUCCUAGCACUGGGAGACAACGGCAGAAGGAUC